AUGUUUAAUAACUUACUAUACACUACUAUUGACACUGGUUUUCUAACAGUUGGCAAUUACUCGGACUACGAGCACCUGGGUCUAAACCAACCUGAAUGUGGAUUAGUUGGACCAUUAGGUGCCAACCAAUACGAUCCCAAGUGUUUCCGUUUUCAUAGCGAUAAUAGUAGAAUCAUUGCGGGCACCGAUAGUCUAGCAUCACCAUGGACAGUUAAGCUUGUAUUUGUCGAUCCAACGGGUCGGCAUAAUGAUGGCCUAUGCACUGGUGUAUUGAUAACCUUACAGUUUCUACUGACAGCUGCCCACUGUCUGGAUCAAUACGAAAAAUUUGAACUCCAUGUCUACGAACCGUUCAAAAUCGGUGAUUUCUGGGGCUCCCGACCCGCCGACUCGGCCUAUUGGUACAAACAUCCGCUCUACAAAAACUGGACAAUUGAUAAAUCGCGGCUCAAAUACAACCUGGCACUGGUACGUCUGGAUCAUCCGUUUAGGCGAUACGAAUUUCAAACGGGUAAGUGGAGCUCCAAUCCCGUAUGUUUGCCUGUGGCCAACAUAACCAAUGGACCGCCCAGUGCGGACACUGGCCGUUUGUUUGGUUGGGGUGUAGUCGACGAUGGUAGAGAGGAAAAGGAGAUUGUUAGACAAAUGUCGGUAAAGUUGUCGGCAAACUCCCAGUGCAAUCAUACAGAGUUGUUGUGUUUGAGCUACGAUUCAGGUGCUCGUCCAUGUAGGGGUGACGAUGGCGGUCCGAUUGUCCAAUACAAACCAAUCUACUGGAACUCGAGCCGUGCCAUACUGGCCGGCCUGCAUACCGAUCGGCUACCGCCGGGCACCCGAUGUUCGAGACAAAACGCUGCAUACGGUGUACCGAUAUCGCCGUGGAUGGACUGGAUUCUGGAACAGAUCCUAAUUGUUAGCCAAUUCCCGCCCGACGAAGAUAGAGCUGCCGGUGCCGAUGAUGAUGGUGGUGGUGGUGGUGGUGGUGGUGGUCGUAAAAAAGGUAUCACUGGAUCGGGCACUGGUCGGCACUCGCCUACAAAAAAAACCUAA
Messenger RNA from Oppia nitens, 1050 nucleotides. RefSeq names its product blarina toxin-like. The coding region runs from base 1 to 1050 and encodes 349 amino acids. Gene Ontology annotation, molecular function: serine-type endopeptidase activity. Gene Ontology annotation, biological process: proteolysis. The record is from RefSeq and is a predicted model, not a curated record. Lineage: Eukaryota; Metazoa; Arthropoda; Arachnida; Sarcoptiformes; Oppiidae. The transcript is spliced from 5 exons.